Messenger RNA from Penicillium paradoxum, 2373 nucleotides. Its product is annotated as putative transcription initiation factor TFIID subunit. Bases 1 to 2373 code for a protein of 790 amino acids. Gene Ontology annotation, molecular function: protein binding; RNA polymerase II general transcription initiation factor activity. Gene Ontology annotation, biological process: transcription initiation at RNA polymerase II promoter. The transcript is spliced from 6 exons. Gene Ontology annotation, cellular component: transcription factor TFIID complex. The record is from RefSeq and is a predicted model, not a curated record. NCBI's taxonomy places the organism in Eukaryota, Fungi, Ascomycota, Eurotiomycetes, Eurotiales, Aspergillaceae.
AUGGCGAAAGUGACAAAGUCCAGAAGAUUGUCCAAGAAGAAACAGAAUCUGAAAAACAAGACUGCCCGUCGUCAACCAGCUGAACCUGUUGCUCAAAAUGAUAAACCUUCCACUCCUUCCGCUCCAGCUUUGACGGGGCCUCCUGAGCUUCCAUCUUUGACAGAGGCUUUGCCUACUACCUCCCCUGCUGUCGUACGUGCAACCCCUCUUCAGAGCGGUGCUUCUGGCUUCUCUCCUCCGGAUCGCGAUGUUUCUACGAACAAGGGCCAGCGUAAAAUCCGCCUGCGCCUGCUCCUGCGCCCUCCCAUCAUCCCAGACCGUGGUGAUGUCGAAUUGCAGCCUGAGGAGCAGUCAAAAGCCCGUGAAGCAGGACUCCGACGCGCGAGAAGGUCUGAAAUCCAUCAACCCGUCAUUGAUUAUCUUGCCAAAAAGGGCUACAGUCGUACUGAAGCCAUGCUACGAAUGGAGUCUGCUAAUCAGGAAAUUGAUGGGCGUCCUCUCCCCCAGCUGGGGGAGGAUUCUCGCCCCAAGACCAGACAAGGAUUUGAUUUGCUGAAGAAUUGGGUCGAGGAAAACCUUGAUCUUUACAAGCCUGAACUGCGGCGUGUUCUAUGGCCCCUGUUUGUCUACUCAUUUUUCAACAUGGUCACAUCGUUCUAUCCUCAAGAUGCGAAGACAUUCUUUGAAACCAACAAGAACAUGUUCCUUCCUGAGCACACCGACGAUAUUCGUCACUUCGAGCCUAUCAGUUUACCGGAACACCUGCAAGAUAACUCCAUUGCCAAGCUCUACCGAAACAACAAAUACCGCAUUGUGCUUAGCAACCCCGCUUACACCAACCUGCUCCAGUUCCUGGAGAGCAAAGAUAAGGAAGGAGGUUCUGUGAUGAACGCAAUUCUCAGCAGCUUUUGCUCGAUCAAAACCCUGGAACGAGCCGCAGAUGACCGCUUCAGUUUCGCUGCCAUGUUAAGCCAGAUGAACGCGGAUCAGACCUCCCCUGCUGAAGAUGAAGGAAUUCCUGGCCAUCAUCCUGGCUCUGCUUACACUGGUGAAAACCCGGCCAUGGCAGGCACUUUGCCCCGUCUUAAGCUCGGCAAACUUCCUAUGGAGCAGCUUCUGGAGGAGGAUUUCGAUCAAAUGAUCAAAAAUGAAGAGGAUGACGAAGCGCCUUCUCGUGCUGACAUUCCAUUCCCUCCUUCUACUGCUCGUGACGUUCAUAUUGAAGUGCAAAAGGUCAUGGAGCAUCGCGAUCGAUUUGAGAUUAAGUCUCGCACAGGUGGUGUUGGCCCUGGCAUCAGUGUCUGCAUGUUCACAUUCCACAACAGUUACGACGGUAUCAAUUGCAUGGACUUCUCAGAGGAUAGCAAGCUUGUUGCUGCCGGAUUCCAGCAGUCAUACAUUCGAAUUUGGAGCCUGGAUGGCAAGCAAAUUCCAGCUGCUGUUCCUGAUCUUGAUGUUGCGCCACCUGCCAAUUCUCGCCGUCUCAUUGGUCAUUCAGGCCCCGUUUACGCUGUUGCAUUCCAGCCCUGCGCAAACGCUCGCGACAAUGUCUCCGAGGGCGAUAGAGUUCCGACCAAUGCACGCUGGCUACUUUCGUCGUCUGCCGAUAAGACAAUCCGCCUCUGGUCUCUUGAUAGCUGGCAAUGCAUGGUAGUCUAUAAGGGCCACGAUCGCCCUAUUUGGGACCUGAGCUGGGGACCCUUCGGUUACUACUUCGCCUCUAGUGGAUCUGACAAGACUGCCCGUUUGUGGGUGAGCGACCAAAUCCGCCAACAGCGUAUUUUCUGCGGCCAUGAGCAAGAUGUGGAUGUCGUCUGUUUCCAUCCCAAUUCGGCUUACAUUUUCACCGCUAGCUCCGACCACACUGUCCGCAUGUGGGCUGUAUCGACUGGUAACGCUGUUCGCAUGUUCACAGGUCACUCUGGAAACGUCACUGCCAUGGAGUGCAGCCGCGAUGGCAAGAUUCUGGCAUCCGCUGACGACCAAGGCCAAAUCAUCCUUUGGGAUCUUGCCCCCGGUAGACUGCUGAAGCGCAUGCGUGGCCACGGCAAGGGUGGUAUCUGGUCUCUGAGCUGGAGUGUGGAGUCCACCGUGCUGGUGUCCGGAGGAGCUGAUGCUACUGUUCGCGUCUGGGAUAUCGCUGGUUCCCAGGAGAAUGUUCAGGGCCGUGUCAUCGCCGAAGGUGGGACCGGCACCCGACUGGAUGCUGGCGGAGCCCCGCCCACCAGUCAGAACAAGAAGAAGAAGGGCAAGGAUGUCGUGGUCACCGCUGACCAGAUCAGCGCGUUCCCCACGAAGAGAUCCCCCGUCUACAAGGUCAAGUUCACCAACAUGAACUUGGUGAUUGCCGGUGGUGCCUAUUUGCCUAUGUAA